AUGGAAGACUCCGUCGAGGAUGCUACAAUUGACGCUGAGGAGGAUUUUGCACAGCCUCUAAUGCAAAUAUCUUAUGAAGAACUGAACAGAAUAGCCCAAGACGCAGGUUUCCUUGAUGAUGAUGAUCACGAGUCCUGUUCUCUUAGUGACGAACUUGCAUUCCCACCACCAUCGGCCACCCCCGCCCCCGUCGACCACCCAGAACCAACCACCACGCCAACCCCCUUCCUUCCCCCUCUUUCUUCUUCUCCUCUCUCCUCUUCUCCCUCCACCGCCGCUGCCCUCUCCGCGAUCGCCGUCCACCGCGCCGCCACCAGCAGCGCCACCUCCAACCACCACCACCCUCAACCCCCGUCCCAAACCUUUCCCCCUAUUCUUCCUAACCUUACCGAAGCCCUUGCCCCUAACCAGCCGCCACCGCCGACGUGUCUCCCUCCUCCGCCGCGACAACCGCCACCACCGCCACCCCCAGCUGCCUCUCUGCCCCAAUCUCCUUCAUUAGCCUACCAAGAUGUCAGAUUCCUAGAGAAAGGGAAAAAGAAAGGCUACCACUGGCAAACGUAA
Arachis duranensis is the source of this 564-nucleotide messenger RNA. RefSeq names its product proline-rich receptor-like protein kinase PERK2. Bases 1 to 564 code for a protein of 187 amino acids. NCBI's taxonomy places the organism in Eukaryota, Viridiplantae, Streptophyta, Magnoliopsida, Fabales, Fabaceae. The transcript has 3 exons. The record is from RefSeq and is a predicted model, not a curated record.